This is a messenger RNA of Amaranthus tricolor (Joseph's coat), 1122 nucleotides long. RefSeq lists its product as uncharacterized. Bases 1 to 1122 code for a protein of 373 amino acids. Lineage: Eukaryota; Viridiplantae; Streptophyta; Magnoliopsida; Caryophyllales; Amaranthaceae. Gene Ontology annotation, molecular function: nucleic acid binding. The record is from RefSeq and is a predicted model, not a curated record. The transcript is spliced from 2 exons.
AUGGCUUCAGGAAGUGAAGAUGAGCAACAGGGGGCUUGGUACUUUGGAUCGAAUUCAUACGUUCCAAAGUCCAGUUCUGAAUCAGAAGAAGAGCCACAGAAUAUGGAAGAAAUAGGACCACAUCAACAAAAUCAGCAUAAGCCAAGACUCAUGAAUGAGUUAAGGCAACUUAUUUUCCAAGACAUGUUGUCACUAAAAGAAGCAAACAAACCAUACAUUGUGGAAUCCAAGUUCAAAAAUUGUGGAAAAAAAAGAGUGGUCGUACCACCAAACUUACUUGAGUCUAGACCCAUUGGCGAACACACUUGCAUUAGAGAUGUUGCAACAUGUUUGGAUUUGGCACCGUCAACGGUGUGGAGGCUGAUAAAAAGAGGCGAGAUAAAGACUCAUUCAAAUCCACUACACUCGGCUUUAACUGAUGCCAACAAAAUAAGGGGGGUGGAGUGGAUUUUGAGCCUUAUCCAAGAAGAUACCAUUCAAAGACACCCGAUUUACAAAGUAAUGUAUGAUUAUAUUCACAUUGACGAGAAGUGGUUUUAUUUAACCAAAAAAAUGCAAAGAGUUUAUUUAGCACACAAAGAAAAGGUCCCAUAUAGGGCAACGAAGUCAUCAAAGUUCAUACCUAAGGCCAUGUUCUUAGGGAUCGUUGCUAGGCCUAGAUGGAAUCGUUUUGGUCAAUGUACGUUUGAUGGGAAAAUUAGAAUUUUCCCUUUUAUCAAUAUGGUGGCAGCACAAAGAGAUUCAAAGAAUCGACCAAGGGGUUCAAUAGAAAUUAAACCAACCGAAUCAGUUAAUCAAGAAGUUUAUAGGAGUAUGCUCAUACAACAAUUGAUUCUGACUAUACUAAGAAAAUGGCCAAGUGAAGGACCUUCCAUUAUUUUUAUUCAACAAGAUAAUGCAAGGGUUCAUAUUAUAAACGAUGAUCUAAUAUGGCAACAACACAAUAGGCAAGGGGGUUUAACUUUCAUUCUUACUCAACAACCUCCAAAUAGUUCGGAUAGUAAUAUUCUAGACUUGGGUUUCUUUAGGAGCAUACAAUCACUUAUGCAUAAAAAGAUGCCCAAAAACAUUACAGAAUUAAUCACAGCAGUUGAGGAUGCAUUCGGAGAGUUACAUCCAUAG